UGGACUACAAUUUAAUUACCUGAUCCCUUCAAUGGAUUCACUAGACUCUAGUGUCAUUAUAGCUGGACAGAAGCUCUUUAUCCUACAAGGAGACAGGCCUCACUCACUCCAGUGGGAGAAAUAUGGAUUCAGAUUAGAGUGUCCUCAAGGAGCAGUGUCCAAGGAUACUGAAGUAGCUGUUACUGCACUAGCUGGUGGUAAUUUCAAGGUACCCAAAGGUACUGUGCUAGUGAGCGCAGUAUAUGCAAUAUCAGUAUCUAAGGCACUAUUAAAACCACUGAUAAUAGAGCUACAACAUUGUGUGGAUCUAAGGAACACUAGUCAGACUGGUUGUCUCAAGUUUGUGAGAGCUCCACUGAAGUCUCCUUACCAGUUCAGUAUAGUUGAAGGAGGAUCUUUUAGAGUUGGGGAAAGAUACGGAUCAAUAAAGCGUGAGCAGUUCUGUUGUAUGGGUAUUGUAGCUGAGAUGAGUAAUGGAGACACACCUAGUGACAGUGAGAGUGAGGAAGGUUAUGAGACACCACCUGAAGGAUCAACUGAUGACACACAUAAUGAUAGUAGUAAUGGAGCAAGGGAGACUAGUGAGAGAACUGCCUCACCAAUAAAUACUGGACUAUCUCAAGAAUCAGUAACUGAUGACUCUAAUCAAAAAGUACAAGAAGUUAUGUCUACUUCUAGUUUUGUAUUAUUAGGUGCAUCUAAUGUUAGCAAUGAAUCAACUGAAGAUGAAGUAAAACAAAAACCAAAUGAAGACAAAGGAGUCACUCUACUGUACACUGGAAUGAUGUAUCAUGAAGAGAAGAAAGUUAAUCAAUGGAUGACUACAUUUUCUGUUGUUAGAGAUUUAGAAGUCCUUCAGCAAUAUUUAAGGAAUGAGCAUCCUAAAGCUGAAAAAGAUGGUCCAAUUGUUUCAUUCAAAUACAAUCAACCUGAUGGUAUCCUUCAGUUGUGUCUACAAGAUACUCCAUCACUUGAAUCAGGAUGGACUGUACAUCCUGACCAAUCCCCAAUGCAAAUACAUCAAUAUGUAGUGGACAAGUUUAUAGACAAUCCUAUGUGUUCCAGUAUCCAUAUAUCAGUGUAUGCUGAAACUGGUGUUGCUAAAAAGCCACUUCAUUGCCCCAUUGAAUUAACUGGGAUAGAUCCUUCAAAAAUUGUCUACAUCAACAAAUCACCUCCUGCUCCUCCUCUAUCAAUGAAUCCUAUCUCCUCUAUUGUAGUACAUGAAUCAACGUCAGUAUCAUCCACUGAAGGAGCUAGUCCAUCAGCUCCUGCUGAUGUCAAUAAAGUAAAGAAAGUGAUUGAUGAUGUUCUUGUAUCUCAUUAUGCUGAUCUCAAUUCUCUUAAGACAUCUCUCUCAGAUCUUGCCAGUCAGUUAUAUGCAGCUCAUCUUAUUAGUGAUGAAGUCAGAGAGACUUGUAGCAUGGAAAAGUUCAUUACAGAGUUCAAGGCUAGUCUUAAUUUCAAGAGGAAGUUACCUCAAGUGCAGGAACACUGUCAAAAGUUCUUAGACUCAUUCAUUGCUGUAAGAGGCAGUUAUGCUGAUGCAGCAAUAGCUUUAGGUGAGGACUGGAUUGAAGCUGUUAGUGAACUGGGACUUGAUUUUAAUAUUAAUAUUAAUACUUAAUGAUUUUG
Amphimedon queenslandica is the source of this 1635-nucleotide messenger RNA. RefSeq lists its product as uncharacterized. The coding region runs from base 32 to 1627 and encodes 531 amino acids. The transcript is spliced from 10 exons. Lineage: Eukaryota; Metazoa; Porifera; Demospongiae; Haplosclerida; Niphatidae. The record is from RefSeq and is a predicted model, not a curated record.